AUGACCGCUUAUUCAUCGUUGACAUACACACAGGCUUCAGCAGAAAACCCUCUUGGUUCACGACCCGGGAUAUUGCUGCGCAAUGGUACCGAUUCCAAGGAUCCCAUAAUCGCAGCUGCCGGCGACGAGUCGCAAUUCGCCGCCCGAGCCUGCGCCUUAAACUCCACUACAGAUAUCUUCCUGCCGCCAUCGGAGCCCCGCGCAAGCGUCCUCGACAUGGACACCGAGACUAUGCGCCCCUCAGUAUCGAGUGAACAGGUGGCGUUUCUGUUUUCCAUUGAGGCUGGUGAGAAGCAGCAACGCAAACGUUUCGAGUGGACAAAUUGA
Colletotrichum gloeosporioides is the source of this 327-nucleotide messenger RNA. RefSeq lists its product as uncharacterized. The coding region runs from base 1 to 327 and encodes 108 amino acids. The record is from RefSeq and is a predicted model, not a curated record. The transcript has a single exon. Lineage: Eukaryota; Fungi; Ascomycota; Sordariomycetes; Glomerellales; Glomerellaceae.